This is a messenger RNA of Glarea lozoyensis ATCC 20868, 1644 nucleotides long. Its product is annotated as S-adenosyl-L-methionine-dependent methyltransferase. Gene Ontology annotation, molecular function: protein-arginine N-methyltransferase activity. Gene Ontology annotation, cellular component: nucleus. NCBI's taxonomy places the organism in Eukaryota, Fungi, Ascomycota, Leotiomycetes, Helotiales, Helotiaceae. Bases 1 to 1644 code for a protein of 547 amino acids. The record is from RefSeq and is a predicted model, not a curated record. The transcript is spliced from 2 exons. Gene Ontology annotation, biological process: peptidyl-arginine methylation.
AUGGAGAAAGAAGCACCUGGCUCAUCUGGUAGUUCAGAUGCGUCGGAUAUCCUCGAUAUGAGAGAUGAGGAAGGCUGGGAAGAUGCUGAGCCAGACGUAGAAGAGUCACAGUUCAUUUCGUUGAUGGAUGAUGAAGUUUUCACAGACAUGAUGCAAAUGCUCGACCACUGCAAGGCAAAACACAACCUUGAUUUCCUGGAAAUCAGAUCGAGACUCGGCCUAGAUUUCUAUGGCAAUAUCAAGCUGGUCAACUACCUGCGGUCCCAGGUACACAGUGGCAAGCCCAUCCCUUCAGAGAUCACCAAAAAGGAUUUUGAUGACGAGAAGUACUUGAAGCCAGUUCUAGAGGAUGAUGCCGUGUUGUUUACGUUGGACGAUCUUCCAGAAGUGGUUGAAAUUCAUGAUGAAGUUAAUGUGCAGGACAAGGGCAAAGGUGUCGAGCGAGAUUCAGGCAGUCUUAUAGCCCGGGUCUCUGAACUAGAAGAGGAGUUAAGAAAGGUACACUCUCAAUUUUCCGACUAUCGCGAUACUGUCAAGACCACACUGGACAAAAAGUGGGAAGAACCAAGUGCGAACGGAUCCGCUGCACCUAAGGAGGAGCCUAGGGAUGAUGACAGUCACUAUUUCAGCUCAUAUUCAUACAAUGAUAUCCACGAGACUAUGCUCAAGGACGCAGUCAGAACCGAUGCUUACAGAGACUUCAUCUACAGCAACAAAGCUCUUUUCGCUGGAAAGACAGUUCUCGACGUUGGAUGCGGCACAGGAAUUCUGAGCAUGUUCUGCGCUAAAGCAGGAGCUGCCCGUGUGAUAGCAGUUGAUAAUUCGGCCAUCAUCGACAAAGCCCGUGAAAACAUCUUCAACAAUGGCUUCGCUGACACAAUUACAUGUCUUCGUGGCAAGGUUGAAGAGGUUAAGCUUCCAGUCGACAAGGUCGAUAUCAUUGUUAGUGAGUGGAUGGGCUACUGUUUGCUUUACGAGGCUAUGCUCGAUAGUGUCAUCUGGGCUCGAGACAAGUAUCUCCAACCAGAUGGACUUAUGGUUCCCAGUCAUAUGAACAUGUGGGUGGCUCCUAUCGCAGAUCCAGAUUACAUAUCCGAUCAUAUUGCAUUCUGGAGAGAUGUCUAUGGGUUUGACAUGAAGGCGAUGCAAGCUGGUAUCCACGAAGACGCUCAAGUACUUGAUAUGCCAGCUAGUACACUUGCUGCUGACCCAUUCCCAUUCCUACAGCUCAGUCUUCAUACCACCGCAGUCAAGGAUCUUGUCUUCAAGCGAAAGUGGUCCGGGAAAUUGAAGAAGGAUAUAGAUGCGCUUGAUGGCUUCAUCAUCUGGUUUGAUUCUUUCUUCAUACCCUCCAGGACAGAAGUUGUCGCUGAAGAUGCUAAAGCCGAGGAGUGGGCCGCGUCUGGGAAGAGUGGGAAUGCAUUUACCACUGGUCCGGGAGGAAAAGUAACACAUUGGAAACAAGGUGUGAUGCUCAUUGACAAUACCAAGGAGAAGCCUGUUGGUCACAAGGAAGGCGAGCAGCUAAGUGGCGAGCUUGAGUAUGCCGUGCCUGAGGACAAUUCUAGAGCACUAAACGUCAGUUUAACGUGGAAAUUCGAGUCAUGGCAAAAGGAGAAUUCUCAGAGCUGGAAGAUGAGAUAA